Spirometra erinaceieuropaei is the source of this 8902-nucleotide messenger RNA. NCBI's taxonomy places the organism in Eukaryota, Metazoa, Platyhelminthes, Cestoda, Diphyllobothriidea, Diphyllobothriidae. The record is from the annotation of a GenBank genome assembly.
AUGAAUGCCAGUAUUACCGUCCCUGAAACUACUUUCUAUCGCACCUGCACAGACGACAGCCUUGAGCUCUGUCGGCCUCUCAGCGAAAGAAAUUCUGGAGUGAUAGAUGCUGGUCUACGGACCUGUCGGUCUGAGAGAGAACUCUUUACAGCUGCGGUGAAUACUACUCAGGGUGAUAAAUGCCUGUCUUUUGAGGAUUUGGGUACCCUUCCGCAAGGUGAAUGGUCCAGGAUUCGGAUCCCUGAGGCCUACCAGGCCUAUCCGAUGGACCUGGAUCUUAGAACUGUCGUGUUGGCCUAUACCUACGGAUUGGAAAUGAACGUUGUAAGUCUAUUAUUGGCUCUCUUUUGAUCUUCAGAGAAAUCUUGCUUUAUUAAUGUCUGAUCGUAAACCGAUGAUAUUUUGCUCAGCCGGAGAUUGUCACUCAGUCUCUCUUUUCCUUGUCGUCAUUUCCUUUAACGGCCUGUACGAGGUUUAGAUUAAGGUCCAGGGCGCUGUAGUACAACAUAUUCCGUGAUCUGUCCUCCAGUCGAUCUUUAGGCAAAAUAUACGAGUAGAAUAGCACUACCAACAAAGGCGAUGGAGACUGAAGUGGUCAUUUUUGGUUUGUUGGUCAUCAUCAGUCAGCCAUUCCCAACCCCGUAGUGUGGAACACCCGAGUCUCGAACUCGCGACCUGUUGGUUAGAAGAUCAACGCCGCCUUCUAUUGUUCCACAAGCUCACCGUCCUGUCGAUUGUUGGCGUAACUAGGGAGAGAACACUCAGUCACGACGCAACGAGUGGUUACCUCAGCACAAUCGGUGCGCUCCCGCCUACACUAUGUAUACAUAUGUACCCUCAUAUAUGUGUAUAUAUAAGCACCGACGAGUUCACUGACGGACGCACCGACGACCCGUCUACCACCUAGGCCCAACCCCUUGUUUUCAAAACCUGGUGCCUAAGCCCAAGUUCUUUUGCCGUCGACUGUUGAUUGAUCGAUGUUAUAACACUGAACAACGAGCUUUUUGUUAUAACGGUUUUCGAAACUAAUCUUCCCGGAAUUCUGCCCCGCGGACGCGCAGUAUUCUGCUGGAUGAAAAUAGUUACAUAUCCACAUUUACCCAGUUCCACAAUAAAAAAAAACACAAGUCCAGCAUACUGUCUCCCUAGAAUACGUUUUAUGCUUUUAUCAAGGAGGUCGUACACGAGGUUAGUUUAGCAGUGCCUGCUCAAAAUUCCUUUUUCUAGCAACUGAAGCUGUUUAGAUUUGGCGACUUACGGUAAUGCAAAAGUAAGUGAAAUUUUGAAGUAAAUAUCCAUUGUAAAUUGACUCCUAUUUUCACCUGUGUACUUCCUUUUCUUGGACAUACAACAUUUCACAGCCUUCUGGCUCGCCUGUAGGAAAAUCCAAGUAGGGUUGUAAAACUAAUCAGCCAACGGCAUAAUUUUAUAAUAAUUCCGUUACCGCAGGAUGUCUGCUUUUGAAAGAAUUUACUUCGGAAUGCAUGCAAAAACUACACUCUGUAAGAAAGGACUACUUAAGAAGCAUUGAUUUUCUCAUUGAUUUUCUCUGCUCCUAAAAAUGAAACCAUAUUUUAUGGAAAACAUGCAUGAAAAUAUUUAUUCUCUCGCUCAUUCUGUAGCAAAUUAUGUCUUCUUCAAAUCCUAUAUUUAAAUGAGGGAUAUAAUUUGAUUUUCAAUACCUUUUCUUAUUUCCAAAUAAUUUUGAACCCGCUCUGCCGUUACACUUGAAGUCAGGCUUUCCAAACUUAAAGCCGUGUAUUUUCCGCGUAUAGGAAACCACACAUUUCUCUACGGUUUUCAAAGGAGACCAUAUAGGGUUCAUAAAAUUUAACAUUGAAUUUGAUCCAUAUUGUAAACUUUAAAAGCCACGUUGGUAAACGCCAAGUCAUAACUUUUUAUAAACGGCCAUUUCACGGUUAUCAAAAAUCGCAUAAUAAAAAACUUUGUUAAAACCAAAUUAUCUCCUUCCUUCGGGUAUAGGAUGGGAAUAAGGCGUAAUUUUCUACCGAAUGAGCGAAACAACGAAUAUUUUCAUGCAUUGUGUCCAUGAAAUAUAAUUUGACUUUUAAGGGCAUCGAAAAUUAAUGAGAAAAAUUCAUGCUACAUCAGAAGUCAUUUUUUCCAGAGUAGUUUUUGCAUGCGGCCGGAAGGAAGUUCUCUCGAAAGCCAAUAUCCUUUGGUAACGAAAUUACUAUAAAAUUAUGCUGUAGGUUGAUUAGUUUUACAACCAUACUUAAUUAAUCUUUUUAAAACGAAAAUGCAUUUCAGAAGUUCGAUUGACAUCUCGUGAGUUAGCCUACCCACUGUAAUUCGCACGCACAGUUGUAUUUCGAUUUCUAGUCUCACAAAACAGUGUCACCACCACCACCAUCUCCACCAUUAGCAUCACUUGUGGACAUCUGCAUACCAUUCUGUUAAGCAUCACCUCACUCGACCGGCAACAAUAAUGAUUUAAUUGCAUUCUGUUCUCACUGUGUCCCUACAUUUGUAUCUUACGUAGACCUGGGAGGUCGCUGGCGAAUCCAUCACAAAAAGACCCGAAACGAAGGCGCUAGUGGUACCUGUCGCACUAGUCUUACCUACCGACACUGCUUCAGGACAUUCACACGCGACGAGAAUAAUUUUAAGUCUACGUGUAUGCACGAUAGCGACAAUCAACGCAAUUAACACGCGGCAUACACUCGAAAGCUCCUCAACCAUCGACGCAAUCCCAUCCAAACACCAGUAUCCCCACCACUAUCGGGGUCGUAGCCAAUAUAAACCCAGUAACCACAGUGCUAUCACUGAUCACGUGAGAAUUCAUAGCUGGGAGACUGAGAAACUAGGACUAGAAGCUCCUAGUCUACCUACGAAUAUCUACGGCAGCACAUAUAAACACAAGCAAUACAACACAUUACUUGCCUUCUGUAAGAUGCAUACGACUUAAUUAGUUAUCACUGUUAGGUUGGGUGAAACCCUGAGAAACUGAACCUGUACCUACCACUUAUUUGGGAGGCACACCAACUGAUGUAGCCUGGCGAGAAUGCUGCAGACCACGUUUUGUGUGGUCUUAAGGUCUGAAAGCGUGUGCUAUGCCAGCAUCAGCAACCCAUAGCCCUCGGAGUAUGCUAUGGAAUGACAGUUCUUUGACACCUGAAUCCCUGCCGGUAGAUGCGCUUGCACUCCCGCUGGGUAUACAAGUGGUGGGCAUUACUGCCUAGUCAUCAUCCUCGUCCUUCUGACCCCUGUAGGGCUGUUGCUGUUGGUGAAAAAUUCUGGUCAAGUGUAUGUUGUUAACCAAGGGGUGGGUGGGGGGUGGCACGCCUAGGUCGGGGUCCGGCCGUGCUAGCCACCUGCGUCUUAUACCGCCUCCGAUCUUCUUUACUGUGUAUUAGCACCGAGUUCAGUUGGGGAAAGGAAAAAGUGUGGUAAAUGCUGCAGAAGUCGAGUAUUAUCUGCUGCCUUCCUUGUGCUGACUGCCCGCCUGAAUAUACAGGCUAUUGCCGGAACCGGUGUGCUUCUGCGCCUUCUCCAAACCGAAAGCUCGCCUUUGAUUCUCUUGUCAUUUCUGCAGUUGGUUGAGCCGCCAUCGGGGCUGGUUAAUGUGGCUAAAAUUAAGCAUCGCUAAUAUAGAGGCAUAAAUCACAUGUGCGCAUGUCAGGCCAAAGGAAUAAUGUUGCCAGUCAAAAUAGCCGCAUACAGAGCUGAAGGGUUAGGUUUUAGGCAACGGUAGGUUGAAAGAUCCCACUUAACUGUCAGUAGACUGUGGAUUGUAUCAUAUGGAGCUUUAAAUUGUCAUUCAUCUGCAGACUUCUGCAGAUACUGCCAGCGUCAACGUGUAGGUGCUCGGACACGAUCUACAGUCUAGCGAAAGAUAAGUGGGGUCAUUCACCCUAUCUUUGCCAACUUAGAAUUUAGACUGUCCUAUUUAUCGAUCACAGCAUAUCUUCUUCUAUAUGCCAGAGAACUCUUCCAAAGGCGCAUACUCUCACCAAGUUUGAUAGAUAACAAUUAUAUUGGCUUGGUGAUUUCAAAACUGAAUACACCAAGCGGAGAUGUCGUUCCUCACGAAGCCACGUUAAAUUCAAGCCAACAACAUGCCGCGCCAAAAGUUGUGGCCCAGAAAGCCGUCUCCUCCGGCUUCUCCCGUCUUCAGCUCUGCUCUCGAGACUCAGAGGUCAGACUGUGAUGGCUGCUUCUGAAUGUAACCUUCUGCGGGCUGUUGUAGGCUAUUUUUACGGAGUGAGUACUUUCGUGAUCCUGCACCACGUCACCUAACGCCCACAGUCUCAUUUGCACACUCCCAAGUGCCAGUUAGACAGUGCGUGCGUGUGUGUUUGUAAAAUUUACUUGUUUUUCAAACUGAAGUGCUGAUUCUCAUCUAAAUCGGGUAGAACAUGAGCCAUUACUGCAUUCACAAGUUGGAGUAUCUGCGCUGAUCGUUGGUCACAAAAUCGGGGUAGUUUAUGCACGGUCAUUGGUUAUCACUUUGGGGGGCCAUUAUCAUCCCGCUGGGUAUACAGGUGUUGGGCAUGGCUGCCUAGUUAUCCUCGUCGCUCUGACGCCUCUUGGGGUGUUGUUAGAGGUGAAGAGUCUUGGUUAGGUUUAUGUAGUCGACCAGGGGUUUGGCGGCACGCCUAGGUGAGGGCCCGCCCGCGCCAGCUACCAGCGUCCUCCCGCCGUCGGUCUUCUUGACUCUGUCUUGACACGCGGUCCAGGUAGAGGAAGAGGAAAGAGUGCGGUUGCUGCUCCGCAUGCCUACAUUCGCCAUAAAGUAAUGAAUGUCACUGUUUCUGCGUCAUCUUUCAGCGGAUCACACAUUGGACAUCGUCGGCAACGACGGUUGAGCUGUCAGUUAACCAUCAAUUUAUUUCUACUGGUCGUUACCUCCUUCUCCAUCCUCUAGUUUUCCUCCCUCUCCUCCUCUUGAUGGUACUUAUAAUGAUGACGAUGGGGAUUGCUGGCGACAAUUAGUUAUUCGUCUUUAUUUUGGAACGAACUUUCAACCGAUCCUUGCAACGAGCACCGUUCCUGAUGAAUAGGGAAAGCGUUGUGAUAAAGAGAAUGGGACGCGUGGGUCAUUAACCACAACUUUUCUGUUUCUUUAAAAACGGAAAUUGUCAGACAUAAGUGGAAGCAUAAUAUUCAGGUCGGACGUACAAAUUGUCUGUAAAGACGCAUGCCCAGUUUUCCUCCAUUUUCUACUGUUGUCUAUACCCCCACUUUCUGGGUCAAGGGAUAGCCUGUCUGCGUUUAACAGUACAGUGAGUGACCGAUCUCAUCAAAUGUUGGCUGAAAUUCUGAAAUACGUCUUCGUUUAGGAAGGACUACUUAGAUGUUAUUCUGAUACUGAGUAUCUUGCGGCAAAAUCCCGUAAUGUUUCUAACUCGGCAGAAUGUCGGCUUUUGAGUACAUUGUUUUAAUCUCCUGUAGAAAGCCUUCUCGGUAAAAAUUUAUUCUUAGGUAGCACGCAUUUUUCCAAUUGAUUUUCUAUGGCCUUGCAAAUUCAAAUAUAUUUUUCUGGAAGCCACGUGCAAAAAUAGGUUUUUUCAGUCGUUUGAUAAAUAGUCACGUCAUCUUUAUAUUUUAUAUAUAAAAAAGGAGUGUACCAAGGUUUUAAAAUGUUUACGAAUUCCCGAAUAAUUUAGAACCUAAUUAGCCGUUUCAUAAGCACUAAGUCAUUUUAGUCUACAAGGUGCGUGCGUUACAUGUAAGGUAAAUCAUACAUUCUUCUAUGUCUUUAGAAAUAUACCAUAUAGAGUCCAGAAAAUUUUGCAAUGGACUGUGUUGCAUUCUUCAAAAGAAGCAGCGAUAAACGGACAGGUACGAUGCCAUAUGAAUGGACAUUGCGCGGUCUAAAAAUUCCCAUAAAUAAAAAAAGCUUUUUUUAAACCUAGUCAUACUCCUUCUUCAAAUAUAAAAUAUAAAGAUGACGUAAUUCUCUAUCAAACGACUAAACGUGUAUUGUUACUCGAGGUUUCUAUAAAAUAUAUUUGAAUUUCCAAGACCAUCGAAAAUCAGUGGGAAGGUGCAUGUCACCGCUCUCUGGAUAAAAAGGAUAUCCUGUCUACGUUCAGCAUAGGGCCUGAACAGUGGAGCGCCACCCAGAAAAAUCUGUUUUUCUCUGCGGUAUUCUCGAAGGCCUGAUUAAUGAGUUUACCCAUUGAUUAAUUCAGAAUGAGUAGUAAUCUAUGCUGAAAGAAAGUUUCCGAUCCUCCGUUCAACCCAGUAUCAGAGGCAGUAGCAGAUGUGUGCGAUGGGCGCACGGGCGGUGGGGGGGGGAAUAAUUAAAGGAUACAUUUGCCCUGCCAUCACAUGUAUAUUAUAAUUACUAACUGCAGCAUUGGUCACUGAUAGUGGUUAAUGGUGUAAGGAUUACUUGAUCUACCAGAUCCCAGUCAGCAUUUGCAUAAUUUUAUCACCGAUGACAGGAUAACUACAUUAGAUUUACAGAGCGUGACCUAACUCAUGCAAGAUGUUAAAAUUUACGAAUGAUUGCCAGUCUUUUGCAAAUCGGCAACAUUUCAUGAAUAAAAUUCCCAUGUUAAUAACGUACAAGUCUUAAAGAGUGAAAAAGAGUGAAAAGAAAUAUCUACGGCAGUGUUGCGUUGCUUCAAAAUGCCGAUUUCUUUGGAACAGCUUAAUGCCUUCAGAACGUCAGAAAUAGCUGUAAUUUAGCCAAAUUCGUUUUUAGAUGUACGGCAUGGAUUCUCAUACCAAAAACAUAGUAAAUAUUCAAGUGCAAAUAAAAUAACACAUGAUAAUAUAUUUUGAUAGAAGUGUACAUCUAAAUAUCGUUAAAAAACUACUGUGAUUUCAUGUAUGCUGGCUUGCAACCAGAUUCGAGUAUAAAUUCAAAAACAGGUUUCCGGAGAUUCGUAUUAUUGACUUGUUUGAGUUGAAUAAGGCGGGGUUUAACAAUAAAAGCGGGAUUUUGCUUGAAUUUACCGGUGGAGACGUUGUACGAACACAGGAUUUCAUAAGGCGACAUGUUGUUAUGCUGAUAGACGCCUAACAGAUUUAAACAGAACCGACAGGCAUGAAAUUCGAAGAAGACGUGAUUUUCUACCGAAGAGGUAAAAAAAUGAAUAUUUUUAUGCAUGCUUUCCAUGAAAUAUAAUUAAAGUUUCAAGGGCAUCGAAGCUCAAUGAGACAAUUGCAAGCUAAUUAAGAAGUCAUUUUUUGCAGAGUAUAGAUCUUGCAUGCAGCCGAAAAUAAAUUUGUUCGAAAGCCGAUACCCUGAGGUAACGAAAGCAUUAAAGACUUAUGCUGCAUCAUGAUUAAUUCUACAUUUUACUUAAUUUAUCUUUUCGAAACGAGAACGCAUUUCGAAAUUUUGUUUGAAAUUUCAUGAAUUAGACAUCUACUGGACAUUCAUUGUAAAACUGUGCAAUGGGUGUAAGCCAGAUAGUUCACCAACUGCGACGAUCCCGGAUGAAGGGGGAGCCAUGAAUGUUCAUAGGUAUGCGGUAGCAUGGCUACUGCAUCCUAUAAAUACCGCAGCCCCUUGUGCAAAAACCACCCGUUUCUGCUUUUUUGUCUCUGAUGAUGGAUUCGAGUAGGAAUCCGAAACGUCAGGCUAAUAAAGCUCUUGUCCCAGCGAUCGUGUCUCCCUCAUCAAGACUACUUCCUGGGACUCGUCUCUUCGCUUCUAUUGGCAAAUCGAUUAGUAAUUCACGAACCCACGCAUUUAUCAACCAUAUCUGCACUGUUUCGGGUAAUGCGCUCGAGUAAGAACUCGAAACGCCAUGCGAUUUUUAUUCUUUUUUGGCAAUUGCAUCUUUUUUGUCCCUUCUUUCUCGCUUAUUUUUAUUUUUCUCCUUCUCAACUACUUUUUGAAACCCGGGUUUGCCUUCCAUGUGCAUUUUGUAUCUGUUCAGUAGUUCCUCUACAGAACGACUGGUCAGCAAAAUACCAUCCAAUCACUCGACUCCUCCUCCCACGAAGUGUGCGGGAACUGUAUUGACUGCAUGCUAGACAGUGUCAGUUUUUGGUAUGGUGUCAAAAUUUAAGCAUGCGCCUUGCUAUACAACUUUUCAAACUGUUAACUCCAGCAGUCUUUAUAAGCUGUAGUUGAAUUCAAAAAUUUAAAUGUGUGACUGAAAGACACACCUUCCCUUUGCACAUGCAGAAACCCAUCAACAACCCCAGCCUCUCGGUAGUUCGUGCCAGCAUGUCCGUCUGUGCGGCGGGGAGAGCCAAUUCAUACACGACGAUGAUCAUUGUAAAGAGCGCGCUCGCUAACUCUGCGCGACGCCGACAGUUGCGCGAGGUCAUUCAUCGACAGGCUGAGACAAUCAAUGCCACUGUGGGCCUCCUCUUCAGUCUAGGGCUUCCCGUGAAUGGCCAAAUGCCGCCCGGACUGCUCAGUGAGAUCUCGCAAUUCGAUGACAUUCUGCUGGCAAGUUACGCCGACACUUACCUAAAUCUGACCCUUAAGACGAUCACCAAUCUGCGCUAUGUUCAUCACCACUGUCUGCACACCAGUCCCUCAUUCGUCUUCCUCGACGACGACCAUGGAAUCAAUGUGACACAACUGCACCAGGUUUUCUCAAAGUUCUCACUGCCCGAAGUCCGUGGAAGCAUCUUCGGCUCAAUUAACUCUAGGAGAGCGGUGGUUCGAAACACUGGGUCAAAAUGGUUCACGGGGACUGCAGACUAUCCGUUCCCACAUUAUCCAGAUUAUCCGAUUGGUCCCUGCUACAUCAUUAGCGCCGAUCUGAUUCCCAAACUCUCCGUUGCCGCAGCCUUCACGCGCCCCCUGCCCAAUGAGGACGUCUAUGUGGGCGUGAUGUUGAUGAAGCUGGGAGUUAAGAUUCAUCCUCUGUCCAAUAUGUUCGUGCACAUGUUUGGCUUUACUCCCAGUGCAGUACCCUUAGUAGGAGGACUGGAUUUUUUUGUGAAGGCCCUUAAAAUCUAA